AUGGGCGAACAGGCCGUUCGGUUCAAGGCUUCUGCCGCCGCAUACGAUGUUGGGCUCAGUACGGUUCGUAACGACAUCAAGUACGAGGACGAGGAGACCAGGGAGCUCCGCGCAGAGAUCGCCAGGCUCGAGGCGGAGCUCGCCGAGGAGAGGGCCGCGCCAGCGCCCGGGGUCGCGGACAGCAAGGAGAUGCUCGAGCUGUGGGACUCAUUCCCCUUUGGCGACCUGGGGCAGGGCAUCCGGCCCGACUGCCGGAGGAAGCGCGGCCCCGUCCGGGCCAUCUGGCGGGCCUAUUUCGAGCACACGAUGCCGGGCGGCCUGAAGUCCUCCGCGCUGCUGCACCUCGGGGCCCGCGCCGACGCGGAGCUGCACCGCGCGUACCCGGACGCGAGGCGCGACUGGCAGGAUACGUCCGGCCGCUUGACGUCUGGGCCUUGGGGCUGCUCACCCGUGGUGCUGUAUCCUGCGGCGUACGGCUGCGUGAAGGUCGAGGUGGGCAAGAGAGAGAUGACCGAGAAAGAGCUGAACAUGGUGCACAAUGGGCUCUUCCAGUUCGACACCAGGCUCGGCUAUCCCGAGUUCCCGCUUAGAGUGCAGGAGCAGGACGUCUACUCCCUGGGGCCCGCGUACGGCCCGAACAUGACGGAGGCCGCCGCGAAGAGGACGCUGCAGCCAGGGUCCAGGAACGAGCCGAUCGACUGGAAGAAGCUGAAUGCGGAGAAGCCAGUGAAGAUCGCCUGCCUCAGGUCCGUAUACCUCGCCUGCGACCGCCUCGGAGACUCGCGGGCACCGCACGUGCGGCUCGGGGGCGAGCGCGCGGACGAUUACGCGGAGGUGACGCAGCCAUACCGGGAGCACCAUGUCCACGGGGAGGGCAGCGGGCUCUCGUCCGCUGGCGGGCCGAGGGCGAGCGUGCUGAUGCCCCUCCACCCGGCGCAGUCCCCGGCGCUGAGGUUCAGGCCCACCAGGCUGUCCUGCGCAGGGCACUUCAUCGGCGGCUGGCUGGGGCAGGUGCACAGCGACUCGGGCGAGGGGGUGAUGUCGCACUGCAUGGUCCCAGACCUUCUGCCGUGUCUGCAGGCGCCGGAUACCAAGGGCCAGCUCGAGGGCUCGGACGUAUGCGGCGUCUUCAUGCAGUGCAGGGGGUGGCUGCGAGCGCACGCGGAGGCGGAGGUGGUCCUGUUCUCGGAUGAUGCCCAGCGGAAUCAGCUAUUCCUCCUCUGCAAUCCUGGCGGCGCGGAGCCCGCGAUCUCCGGGUUCGUCAAGCACACGCCACGGAAGGGAGACCUGUUCCGGCACGAGGUGCUGCUGGCAACAGAGGGUGCCGACUACCUCCUAGCCUUCGCGCGCGGCGGCCGCGACGCCAAGGCCACUGAGGCGGUCAUGGCGGCAGUGGAUCUCUCUGACAUCAGACGGCAAUGA
Messenger RNA from Prorocentrum cordatum, 1422 nucleotides. The record is from the annotation of a GenBank genome assembly. Lineage: Eukaryota; Dinophyceae; Prorocentrales; Prorocentraceae.